Molecule: messenger RNA, 2778 nt
Organism: Ornithodoros turicata
Lineage: Eukaryota; Metazoa; Arthropoda; Arachnida; Ixodida; Argasidae
Product: cytokine-like nuclear factor N-PAC
Exons: 14
Coding region: 41-1726 (561 amino acids)
Molecular function (GO): oxidoreductase activity, acting on the CH-OH group of donors, NAD or NADP as acceptor; NADP binding; NAD binding
Source: RefSeq, a predicted model, not a curated record
UUUCCUAUCCCAGCAGCCACCGCGUUGCUCAUCAUCCAGCAUGGCGACCAAAUACAACAUAGGAGACCCAGUAUGGGCCAAAAUGAAGGGGUUUUCUCCCUGGCCGGGCAAGGUCGCCAAUCCUACCAAGGAAGUGAAGCGGCCAGCACUUAAGAAGCCAAUGCAGUGCAUUUUCUUUUUUGGUACAAAUAACUAUGCCUGGAUCCAAGAAGAUCAGAUAAAACCAUACGAAGGCAGCAAAGAUCAGUUUUCAAAAUCCAGCAAGACUGCAAGCUUCAAGGAAGCGGUUGAAGCGAUUGAAGAUUAUGUCAAAACCUUGCCCGAGCAGCCAAUCAGGACCUCCGAUCUGCCCAGCAUUGACGAGGAGUUAGCCACAAUUUUUCCUAACGGUUCAGAAAUCGAGAGUGCUUCUGCACGUCCUACUUUUCCCACCAAGAGCAGCAAGGGCCGGCGUAGCACGGUGGAAGGAAACGAUUCCGAGCCAUUCCUGUCGUUAUCCCAGCCCGAAGCAAAAAAGAAGGAAAAUUCCGAAGAGAAGCCCGAGCCCAAGGAACCCAAAAGGAGAAAACUGUCCGACAACUCUCACCGAACGGCGAAGCGGACAGCAUCCGAGAGCAGUAGCACAGGUUCGAGCUCCACGAAAAGGCCCAAGGCAUCCGAAAAGUCCUCUUCGUCCAUACCCCCCAACCACAGUGUGAACAGCGUGCCUCACGUUUCCUCCAAUGCAAUGUCCUCUACGUCCUCUUCCUCGAAGACCGCUUCCAACUUGCUGAGACCAUCUUACGUUGCACGGCCCGUGACACCACCACUGGAUAUUGAACGAGUGUCAGAAGUUUUGAAACAGAAACGGGUGAGCCCCUCGUCAAUGAAGUUUGGUUUCCUGGGCCUGGGAAACAUGGGUCAGGGCAUUGUCAAGAACCUCCUCAACUCCGGACAUCAAAUCACUGUAUGGAAUAGGACACCCUCAAAGUGUCGAGACUUUGUGAAGGCGGGAGCCACAAAAGGCUUGACACCAGCUGAUGUGGUGGCUGCCUCCGACGUUACAUUCUGCUGCGUCGCCAACCCACAUGCUGCAAAAGAGAUGGUCUUUGGCAACUGCGGUGUGCUUCAAGAAAUCAGAGACAACAAGGGAUAUGUGGAGAUGACAUCCAUAGACCCAGACACUUCUCAGGAUAUCUCUGAGGCGAUACUGCUUCGAGGCGGGCGUUACCUGGAAGCGCCGGUGUGUGGGUCCAAGAAGCCUGCGGAGGAUGGGACACUGAUCAUUCUCGCGGCUGGAGAGCGAUCUCUGUUCAACGACUGCGCAAGCUGCUUCGAAGCCAUCGGCAGGCAUGCCUUCUAUCUCGGGGAAGUGGGAAAUGGGUCUAAGAUGAGUCUCAUCAUCAACAUGCUGAUGGGGACCACGCUGGCAGGGCUGGCAGAGGCCAUGGCACUCUGCGACCGCGCCGAGCUCUCCCAGAGAGACCUGCUGGAAAUCUUGGAACUGGGAGACCUCAACUCGCCCAUUGUAUCUCAGAAAGGACAAGCAAUCAUCGAAGGAACCUUUGCCACCAACAUGCCUCUUCAACACCUCCAGAAGGAUCUUUGUUUAGCACUGGGCAUAGGAGAUCACCUGGAGCAGCCCUUGCCAGUGACGGCUGCAGCGAAUGAGGUCUUCAAGCACGCAAAGAAACACGGCUACGCGGAACACGACGCAUCGGCCGUUUAUAUCAGGACUCGGCUCUGAGGACAAGUAGGAGAUGUAUGGGACUGCAGGACGCCAGGGAGACGAUGCUGUUGGAGCUGCUUGUAUCCCAUCCGUUUCUUUUCCCCCCUCCUUUUGUUACAUGCGAUUCUGUCACCUCAUACGAGACCAUUAUUUCCUCCCCCCACCCCACCCCCAAUUGCGACAGCCUCUGCGGAGCCUGGCACCGAACUCUGGGGAGGAAUGACGGGUGUGGUAUCGGAUGCUGUUGCAUUGCUUUUGUACAUCCGAACGAAUGGCACUGACACGCGCGUGCAUUUUAUACGCCUCCUCCUGUACAGCAUCUUCGUUUUUUUGUGUGAGGACAAUACACGUACGUUGUCAGUGCUGAAUCAUCGAUGCGUGCCAGUAAUAUAUUGACCGUUCUGUGUCGAGGCUUAAGAGGAGCAUGCUUGUACAUACUACCCCCCCACAAAACUUCGAAAGGAUGGCACAGAGCUAGUGAAUGAGUUCUCAGAUUGAAAGUGCGCAUUUUUGGAAUAAUGCCUCGUCUUAUUUUGCCGUAUUUAUUAGUUUUUAUGGUACCUUUGCUCCAUGGUCGUCCGGAAAAUCUUUUUCUUUCUUAUUAUUAGUAUUAUUAUUUUUUUAAAGUAUUGAUGUAGGUUGUAGCCACAGCCUGCAUGGCGGACAAUAUUUACGAACACAAUGCAAUAUUCACGUGAUUCGAAAAAAUGUGAACAUCGAGAAAGCACCGGAGGCUCACGGGCAAGGCCGGCUAAUUUUGUAGCGUCCCGCUAGUCCUGCUAUAUUUUUUCCUCUCUCUUUCGUUUAUUUUUUAUUAUUUUUUUCGAGGCAUCGUCAGUCAUCGUUGAGUCCUUCUUUUUUGUCUGCUGUCAUCCCGGUCACAUGUCAACGCAACGAGACAUUGGCUCCAAAGAGCAGAGACAGCAGCAUCCGUUAAACCCCCUCAGCCCAUCUUCUCAGUGUUGUAGCAAAAUGUCACGCGUCAUAUAUUCCCAUGCCAUUGGAUAGUUUCACUCACAGCCGCAGCAGUGCAAGCAACAAAAUAAAGCAUCAUCUUCAUUGUAUUUUAA